Molecule: messenger RNA, 1379 nt
Organism: Siniperca chuatsi (mandarin fish)
Lineage: Eukaryota; Metazoa; Chordata; Actinopteri; Centrarchiformes; Sinipercidae
Gene: upb1
Product: ureidopropionase, beta
Exons: 10
Coding region: 184-1341 (385 amino acids)
Molecular function (GO): beta-ureidopropionase activity
Source: RefSeq, a predicted model, not a curated record
GGGUUAAUUAAUGACCCGACCUCUUUAAACAGCCGGUGGAUGCACUCUGUAGGCUCUUCUUCCAAAAACCUUGAAUGGAUCAAGACUAGGGAUUAAAUAACGAGUGUAAAAGAUAAAAGAGUCCGUUACCAGCAGACACUGAGCUGCGCUGCUGCGCCUGUGAAGCCGCAAACCACCGCAGAAAUGUCCACAUGUGAGUUAGAAUCGCUGGAGAAGUCUCUGGAGGCCCACCUGCCAGAGGCCGAGCUCACAGAGGUGAAACGCAUUUUAUUCGGAAAGAACACAGAGAAGCUGGACCUCCCAGCAUGUGCUCUGGCUGCUGCCUCCGAGCGUGACUUUGAGCUGAAGGGUUACAGAUAUGAAGCUGCACAGGAACAACUGAGGCCGCCCAGAAGGAUCCGUGUAGGACUCAUUCAGCACCGCAUUGUUCUGCCCACUGAUGCCCCCGUCCUGGACCAGAUCAAUGCCAUGCAUAGUCGCAUUGGUGAAAUGGUUGAAGUAGCAGCCAUGUGCGGUGUAAACAUCGUCUGCUUUCAGGAGACCUGGACCAUGCCCUUUGCUUUCUGCACCCGCGAGAAAGAACCAUGGACAGAGUUCGCAGAGUCUGCUGAAGAAGGAAACACCACACGCUUCUGCCAAGAGCUGGCCAAAAAAUACAACAUGGUAGUUGUUUCUCCAAUUCUGGAGCGAGAAGAGCUGCGCAGCACUCUGUGGAACACAGCAGUAGUGAUCUCCAACUCUGGAAAUGUGCUGGGAAAGAGCAGGAAAAACCACAUUCCCAGGAUUGGAGACUUUAAUGAGUCUACAUAUUAUAUGGAGGGCGACACUGGCCACACAGUGUUCCAAACACAGUUUGGGAAGAUAGCUGUUAAUAUCUGCUACGGGCGCCAUCACCCUCUCAACUGGUUUAUGUACAGUAUGAAUGGAGCUGAGAUAAUCUUCAACCCCUCAGCUACUGUUGGAGCUCUCAGUGAGCCCAUGUGGCCUAUAGAGGCCAGGAAUGCAGCAAUAGCUAACCACUGUUUCACUUGUGCAAUCAACCGUGUUGGGACGGAACAUUUUAAAAGUGAAUUCACAUCUGGUGAUGGAAAAAAAGCUCACCAUGACUUUGGACACUUCUAUGGAUCCAGUUAUGUGGCUGCUCCUGACGGCAGCCGCACCCCGGGGCUCUCUAGGACCUGUGACGGACUACUGGUGGUGGAAAUGGAUCUCAACCUGAACAGACAAAUCAGCGAUAAAUGGAGUUUUAAGGUAAAUAUGACUGGGCGGUAUGCUGAGUACGCAGAGGAACUUACCAAGGCUGUCAGACAUGACUUCAAACCCAACAUAGUGAAGGAGUAAAUGAUAUUCCACUAUAGUCCAUAAAAGUAUGAAACACA